Molecule: messenger RNA, 1221 nt
Organism: Paramuricea clavata
Lineage: Eukaryota; Metazoa; Cnidaria; Anthozoa; Malacalcyonacea; Plexauridae
Source: the annotation of a GenBank genome assembly
UUUUAGGUCUGUACGAGCUGUGGAAGACAGGCAGAUAUAAAAGUUAUCCUCCCGAUGUGUUGAUCGAUCUGGUUGCUAGGAUACUGGCUCUAGUACCACCUUGGACGAGAAUUUACAGAGUUCAAAGGUAACAUUGCGGACGCACUGUAUGGUAUCCAGGAUAGAGUGGGUUUUUGUUUCACCUCUAUAUAUAGAGAGAAUACAGUAGACAUAAAGAUUAGGUUCAGUUUAGGUUUCCUGUCUCACUAGAAUAGUUAAAAACUAAAAGAGAUGACCAGUACACAGUAAAUAGAAGUUUAAUUUCGAUCUCUUUUUGAAAAGAUAAAUUAUUUUCAUGAAAGCUUGGUAAAAUUGUAAGACAAACAUGACUUUACAUAAUUCUAGAGAUAUUCCCAUGCCGUUGGUGACUUCUGGUGUAGAACAUGGUAAUCUCAGGGAACUGGCUCUGGCAAGAAUGAAAGAUCUGGGAACCACGGUAAGUGAACAUACAUACAGUACAUGUACUGUAUACAUUCUUCAUAUGAAGACAGGCUAAGCCUUUCCUGUCCGUAUGUGUUUUCUCUGUUACCAAUUUACAUUUCUGCGCAGCCCAAUUGGUAUCCAAGUGUACAAUAAUAAAUUAGAAAUUUUGUUUAGUGUCGAGAUGUGAGGACGAGAGAAGUUGGAAUACAGGAGAUUCAUCAUAAAGUCAAACCAUAUGAGGUCGAGUUAAUUCGUCGUGAUUAUGUUGCUAAUGGAGGCUGGGAAACCUUUCUUUCUUAUGAAGAUCCAACACAAGAUAUCCUUUACAUCAACUACGAUAACAGCGACAACGACAACAACAAUAACAACACCAGCAACAACAACAACAACAGUAACAACAACAACAACAGCAACAACAACAACAACAGCAACAACAACAACAACAACAACAACAACUGCAACAACAACAACAACAACAACAACAACAACAACAACAACAACAACAACAACAACAACAACAACAACAACAACAACAACAACAACAACAACACAACAACAGCAGCAACAGCAGCAACAACAACAGCAACAAUAACAACAACAGCAAUAACAACAACAGCAAUAACAACACUGUACUUGAAAAUGAGUAUUUUUACGUUACCGUCUCUUAACUGUUGUAAGAUAUCCUUAUUGGUCUUCUUCGUCUUCGUCAGUGCGCAGGAGAUACAUAUCGUCCUGAACUGUUGGGGAAAUGUUCUAUAG